This is a messenger RNA of Pochonia chlamydosporia 170, 1167 nucleotides long. RefSeq names its product RTA-like protein. Gene Ontology annotation, cellular component: plasma membrane; fungal-type vacuole. Bases 1 to 1167 code for a protein of 388 amino acids. The transcript has 3 exons. Lineage: Eukaryota; Fungi; Ascomycota; Sordariomycetes; Hypocreales; Clavicipitaceae. The record is from RefSeq and is a predicted model, not a curated record.
AUGGAAGCCGGCUGUGGCUCAACGUGCCCAGUUCCAGGCGGAUUUUACAGCUAUAGCCCAAAUGUCGGUGGCAACGUGGUGCUACUUGCAUUCUACGCCCUCUCUUUGCCCGCCGCCCUGUAUAUUGGGAUAAGAUCAAACACUCCUAUCUUUUCAGCAACGCUGGCCACAGGGCUCUUCCUGAGCAUUGUUGGCUUUCUCGGCCGAAUCUUGCUUCAUCAAAGUCCCGACAGCCCUGUAUACUUCUUGCUGUCCUUGUUGGGCACAGUAUUAGGUCCAUCAACAGUCUCAGUGUCGAUCCUCGUCGUCUUCCCUCAUAUCCUCAGUGUCUAUGGAGAGCGUCUUAGUCCGUUCAAGCCUAUGCUCGCUGAAUUGGGUCUUUAUACCUUGAUUGCCAUUGCGAUCGGCGUUGAGAUGGUUGGCAUUGUGUUCAUCUCAUAUGGUUUUAAUGGAGUCACAAGAACCAAAAGCGCCUCCAUUCUGGUUGCUGGCCUGAGUGUACAGGCCGCGGCACUACUAACCGGCGCUGCGGUCUACUUCUCUUUCGUCUUAACCCUCAGUUCUGGGCAUGGUGUCCCAGAUGAUAGGCACUCGAAUGUGUAUACUGCACCGCGAUUUGGAAGAUUUCUUAGAGGCCUCGAGAUUUCCACGACUCUGCUACUUGCGUACUCGAUCUAUCGAAUAGUCGAGUUUGCUGGCGGCGUAGAUAGUGGGUUGUUUCAAAACGAGGCGGCCUUUAUGGUUAUGGACGGCGCCCUACCUUUGGCAUCUGGGAUGCUCUUGACGGCAUUGCAUCCUGGCGCUGCUUUCGGGGCAGUCUGGAAACAGACGUCACCUCGCCAAUAUAAACGACCGAGCCUGUUGCCUCUUCAUGAAGGGGAGCCUCGGCAUAGCUAUACCACCCACCACGCUUACGAUCCCAAUAUCCGAAAACAAUUUUGCCCCAAGUCCGCCGUCUCGCAACGAACGGCUACCAGUUCUCACUCGACAGAUAUUCACCAUGGGUCUCCAGGUCUUCCAUCGAAUCCAAGACCCAGCCAGAAACCCCCAAGUCCAAUGAUACCAUCUCCAAUGUCUACGGUGGCUACGAACAAGCGGUUUAGCGAGAGAUCCGAAAGAAGAGUCAAGGCACAGCAAGACAUGGUGGACACUGAUGCUUUGUGGUAG